UUUCUUCAACCCUCAGUUGCUCUCCGAGCCAGGGGCAGGGUGCGAGCUUCUUUCUUUUUUUAUGUCCGAUUCUCUACUCUCCACUUUAGCAGAAAAACUAACAAUAUUUAACACCAAUAAUAUCAAUAAUAAAUAAUAAUCUAUUAUAUUUUGAGGCAGUGUCAUAGAUCAGGUGCCUCAAUUUGCAAAAUUUGACUAUCCAUGUGGUGAACGAUGAAUUUAUCACCGUCAAAUUGUCAUUUUUUACUGCCACUUUCUAUUGGGGAGGUGUGAUGAUUUUUUUUUAAUAAUUUUGAACACCAGAAUUGAAAUUAUAUAAAAGUUUGUGAAUUGUUGGUGAUUUAAAGGGUUAAUUUAUAUUUAAAAAGUUUUAUUAAAUGUUCUCAAUUCGGUGGUUAAUGGAUUCAAAAAUCGGAAUUGAGGAUUUUAUAUUUGAAUUAAGGUGAACAAUGCAUUUGCAUUUUGAGAAGAAUAACAAUGCCAAGUGCGACUGUAAUAUUUUGUCCCUUAGUUGGAUGGGAAAAGUUCCGGAUGAGGAAGUACCUGAGGAUGAGGGGUGGAAACUUAACCGUGCAAAUUACUACCAGGAAGGGUGGCUAGCUACUGGAAAUGCUCGCGGUUUAGUCGGAGUUACCUUCACGACAUCACACUGUCGGACGAGAACUACGGAAAAUCCACUGAGAGCCAAUUAUAACUUACGUGGACAUCAAAGUGAGGUGAUUCUCGUAAAAUGGAACGAGCCGUAUCAAAAACUGGCAUCUUGCGACAGCUCGGGCGUGAUAUUCGUAUGGAUAAAGUACGAGGGUAGAUGGAGCAUCGAAUUAAUCAACGAUCGGAGCACCCCUGUCACGCACUUUUCGUGGUCCCAUGACGGGAGAAUGGCGUUAAUAUGCUAUCGAGAUGGAUUCGUCUUGGUAGGAAGUGUGGGAGGUCAAAGAUACUGGUCUUCGAUGCUGAACGACCAGGCGACAAUCACCUGCGGAAUCUGGACUCCAGACGAUCAACAGGUUUACUUUGGAACGACAUCUGGCCAAUUGAUAGUGAUGGAUGUCCACGGUGCGAUGGUGUCGGAGGUCCAGUUAUCAGCAGGAAUCACCUCAAUGGCCUGGAGUGCCCAGAAGUUCAGGAUGGAGGAAGGCGACCUAGAAGACGAUGAUGUCUGCGGGGUUCAAACUCAACCAGAUGAACGGACCUACGUCCUAGCAGUGUGUCUGACUGAUGGCAACAUCGUGAUGCUACGCUCUUAUGACGACUUGUCGCCAAUCACGAUAAAAACCGGCCUCAAAGCGCCGUUGUUUGCCGAAUGGAGCAAUUCUAGAGAGUUGUUAGCCAUAGCGGGUACCAAGGAGUCGGAGACUUCUAUAGCUAACCCGCCUGAGUACAACAAUCUCCUGAAGUUCUAUUCCUUCACCGGAACGCUGAUUUACACGACCACCAUUCCGUACACUCAGGGACAAGUGUCAGCACUAACGUGGGGUCACAAUGAUUGGCGACUAUUUAUCGCUACAGGAGCGAAAGUUCACGCAGCCUGGGUCUCGAGGAAUGUUGGAUCGCUACAACUGCUAGCAACUCUUGCCGUAAGAGCAGCGCUGACGCGAGAGUCUAAUGUCCAACAGCUGCCAUUGCCACGCAGGUUGAGAGCUCCUGUGGCAGCGCUUUUUGCGAGUACAAUCAGAUCUUGCGUACCAGAACCACGUGAGCUCCGUAAGUUCGUGUCUCGACCGCCACCUGGUGGAGGAAGGCUCCACUGCACAAUGCUAAGACACGCCGGUGAACCAGCGCCAUGCUACACUCUGUACCUCGAGUACCUUGGCGGACUGGUUCCGUUGCUAAAAGGACGUCGGACCAGCAAGAUUCGCCCGGAAUUCGUGAUAUUUGAUCCCCAGAGCCAGGACACCCUCCAGAUUCCCGAUUACUCGUUCCCGUCGUUCAGCGACAGCUCCGACACCGAACGAGAUACUGCUGAACUGUGUGGUUCCCCGAGGAACAGGAGGAAGAACCGGAGAAAAAAGGACGAUAAGUCCAAUGACGAGUCCGAUGUUUUGACGUAUAUUGACACUUUGCCGGAGGAUGGACGACUAGUAGAAGUGACGUCUAACAUUUGGGGCACCAAGUUCAAAAUACACGGUCUAACGGAUUCAGUGCCCGCGAAUCUGGGUCAAGUUACUUACAGGACAUCUCUGUUGCAUUUACAGCCUAGACAGAUGACCCUUGUGAUUACUGAGCUCCGUGACGAUUUACCAGCAGGCCCAGACCCGUCCUUCAACCCGAACCUCUUCUCCGAAGACGAGGAAGAGACCUUUUCUGAGCCUCAAGGUGCAAGCCGGCCAGUAGACAUUCCAGCACCACCAGCGCCACCAAUCGCUCCAAUGACAUCUCGCGGUACAAGAUUAAACCCCGCUCCUCGUCCAAAGUCCCAGUUGUCCAGCCAAUCCCAGUUUAUCUCCAAUCCGGAAGUCCCGCCUGAGAACUUUCCCUUCGACGAGGACUUUCCCUACGUCGCGAAUCACUUCCAUCACCAAAACAUGCUAGAUUUUUGCGAGAACUUGCGUGCUACUUCAAGCAAUUAUAGAUCAUCCCGCCAUCAACCUCGCUGCUGCGAUGUUCCGGCGCUGCAGUCGCCUAAGAACGCUGUGGCGCCCACCCAGACUCUAAUCGCGACUUCUAACUCCAGCAGCGACUACUCCGGCAACAUCCAGAGGGUAAAGACAUCGCUUAUUUCUGAACAGUCCAGUAUUCGCAAGGAAUUAGAAAUCAACAAGAUCAAUCAAUUAGAUGACAAAAAUGUGGCUGCUUCCUUGCCUACUUCAAGAUGUCAGACGAAUGGUGGCUCCACGUCUCCAAUUUACGUGAACUUUUCUGCAAGCAACGGGAGCUUUGUUCACACCAAGCCGAGUUCUCAUCAGAAGGGAAAGAACCUGAGAAACCCUGGCGCCCAAAAUGGCAAGCCUGAAAGGGAAGAGCUUCGCUUUAUCGACGAAGAAGCGGUUGCUAAAGAACCUGAAUUGAGAAGCGUCCAUAGGACACCUACGGUGGUUAGCAUUGGACCCAUCAACCCAGUUCUGGACCCAAUGGUCAGAAGUUGCAGUGUCGGGUACUUGGAUCUGGUUGAUGCGCAGAUGGUUCCUUGCGAAGUGGCCCUCAAGAUGCUGAGGAAGGAAGCGCCGAAUAAGAGACUGGUCCUGGUGUCCAGGAAGACCAAGAGGAGGAAGAAGAAGGCUCAGGAGGGACAAGCAAGGCCCAGGUUAAGAACUUGCGGGAAAUCUAGAAGCUUGGAUUCUAGUGAUAUGUUCCCUAGCACGGAGCAAAUUCUUCCGGUUAAGUUACUGGAGCAUGUUGAAGAGGUAGAGAAAAGAGAGGAGUUGGGGACUAGCAAAGAGGAGGACAAGAAGGAGGAGAAGACCCUGAAAGAGACGGGGGAUACCAAGUCCAGUGAUUCAUUGUCGUCCUCGCUGGAUGGACUAGCAGCGAGGCUCAGAGACUUUGAUGACACCAAUUCACUACCGCCCCCUUCACCCAGGCCGAACAUUCGGCUACCACGAAGCUCCCCGAGUAGUCCAGCGCCGACGAAAAAAGGAAAACGGCCUGCUUCUGCUUCGCCUAUCAGGAGGAGGUUGUUGUCCAGUCCGCUGUUGAACAGACGGACCAGGAAAAACCGCGGGGAGAGCUCUGAUGAUGAAGGACCCCAGGAUGACAGUUCUAGCAGGAGUUACAGGAAUUUAGAAACUUUCCAAAAGGCUCAGCUUCGACAAAAGUUGAAACACCGAGGCAACGGAGUACUGGCCAACAAACCAGAAGAACUUGUGAUGCACAACAAAGCUCCCAUGUGGAACGAAUCAAGCCAAGUUUAUCAAUUAGAUUUCGGCGGUCGGGUCACCCAAGAAAGCGCCAAGAAUUUCCAAAUCGAGUAUCGAGGAAAGCAAGUCAUGCAGUUCGGACGAAUUGACGGAAACGCUUACACUCUGGAUUUCCAGUACCCAUUCAGUGCUCUCCAAGCAUUCGCAGUCGCCCUUGCAAAUGUCACCCAACGGCUUAAGUAACCAUUAAUAUCUUUUUAAUUAUCAUUUAUUUUGUUACUUUUACCAACUACGUUCGUUAAAUUGUUAGAUGUAAAUUAAUUAAAUUUUUCUGAGGCAUUUUUUCAUGAUUAGGUUGCUUAAUUUCUUAGAAAAGAACUUUAAGUUCCAUAAUUUUGCUUAAAAAUAAGAAUAUUUAACAUAAAAAUUAGUAAAAACUCACAUUUGGAAGGAGAAUUUAGCAUGGUGACAUUGAAGCGUUGUACGGCGCGGAAUGUCCAGUGUUCGAGCCCGAGCCGGGACACUGAAAAAAAAAAUUGAAAUUUUUUUUUCUAUU
Cotesia glomerata is the source of this 4353-nucleotide messenger RNA. RefSeq names its product tubby-related protein 4 (gene Tusp). The coding region runs from base 450 to 4040 and encodes 1196 amino acids. The record is from RefSeq and is a predicted model, not a curated record. Gene Ontology annotation, molecular function: protein binding. The transcript is spliced from 13 exons. Lineage: Eukaryota; Metazoa; Arthropoda; Insecta; Hymenoptera; Braconidae.